Molecule: messenger RNA, 3312 nt
Organism: Lineus longissimus
Lineage: Eukaryota; Metazoa; Nemertea; Pilidiophora; Heteronemertea; Lineidae
Product: equilibrative nucleoside transporter 1-like
Exons: 14
Coding region: 526-1956 (476 amino acids)
Biological process (GO): nucleoside transmembrane transport
Cellular component (GO): plasma membrane
Molecular function (GO): nucleoside transmembrane transporter activity
Source: RefSeq, a predicted model, not a curated record
GAUUAUCUGACAUGUACGUCUGACUAAACCACGUCAAACAAUGCGUUUAUUAUCUCUCUUCUAGUUCUAACAUUGUCUACCAUGAAGUAAUCAUUAUCUCUAAUUGGGUUGACCUGAUCACAUGAUGAAUGGUAAUGUCAUAUACCAGAGAUCAAUUCUAAUGUGUAUGUACCUAAGAUUUUGUGAUGGACUGUUUGAAAGUGCUGUAGUGUAACCAGUGUGAAAGGAGCUGGGAACUUCACCAACUAAAUAGGAAAUGCAAAUCCAACCUUUCAAAAUCUAAAUCAGAGCAUAACAGCCUAUGGUGCCUUGGUGGUCAAUUUUAGGAGUAGGAUCUGUUUUACUUGACUUUAUUGCUUGUUUUAAAUGUUAUACUGGAUAUUUCUUCUGUGCACUGUGCCAACCUGUAUCCUGCAUUUAAUCUAAUGACCUGGGUUUGAACAUGCCUCCUAUAAAGAAUUCCAAGUGGUUUUGAAGUAAUUCAUUUCAACAUUUUGGUGCUACUCGUUACUGCUGCUCUCAACAAUGGUUCGACCUUCAAAUUCUGGGCCGACAGAUCCUUUGGAUCCAACUGCCCGUACGCCACUGCUAGAAGGGCAGAACGGUGUUGCCGGAGGAGAUACUGAGCAACCCACACGAAGAAUGAAUGAUGAAUACGGACCAAAGGAUAGGCUUCGCGUAGUCUAUGGUUUGUUCUACCUCCUUGGGAUGGGAACUUUGCUACCAUGGAACUUCUUUACAACUGCCAAAUUGUAUUUCGAAUACAAAUUACGUAAUACAUCCUUGCCAGAUAGCGUUGACUACACCAAACCAGAGUACCAGACAGAACUUCAGGUGACGUUUGAGAACUACCUCGCAAUAGCUGCCAUGGUGCCCGGGGUACUUUUCAUGUUUCUCAAUACCGCAGUCACGAAAACAAUCCGGCUAAAGGUUCGCAUGGUGACAAGUCUGAUCAUGAUGAUUCUGCUCUUUGUAUUCACAGUCAUUUUAGUAAAACUAGACACAGAUGAUUGGCAGCUCAUCUUUUUCAUUGUCACACUGUGUUCUGUUGUCAUUAUAAAUGCUAGUAGUGCGAUAAUGCAGGGAUGCUUAUUUGGUCUCGCAAGUAUGUUCCCUGAGAAAUAUACUCAAGCUGUGAUGGGAGGACAGGCUCUGGGUGGUACCUUUUCUGCUGUAGCCAAUCUAGCUGCCAUCGCAGGAGCAUCAAAUGCCAUAGAGAGUGGUUUCGGGUUCUUUCUAUCUGCUGAAGCUGUGCUUUUGAUAUCUCUAGUUGCGUAUUUACUGUUGCCAUUUUCUAGAUUUGCCAAGUACCAUAUAGCAAAAUGCAGUGACGACGAUAUCCGGCCAACCACAGCUAAUUUUGAUAGCCUAUCACCUGAUCAGUUUCCUAGAUUCGUUCGACCGAAUCGACCAUCGUCACUGCUCAUCGUGUUCAGACGUAUCUGGUCACUUGGAAUGAGCGUCUUCCUCACAUUUGCCGUGACAUUGUCGCUCUACCCAGCUAUUCUCUCUGCUAUCAAUGCAAAGGAAAAAGGCAGUGGAAAUGCUUGGACGGACACCUUCUUUAGUCCUGUUGUGUGCUUCCUCAUCUUCAACGUUGGUGAUCUUGUUGGUCGGGUUGCCGCAGGAUGGGUUAGAAUACCUCGCGAUGGGAAGGGCCUAACGCUACCGUUGCUCUCUAUCAUCAGGAUAGCGUUUAUCCCUCUGUUUAUGCUUUGCAAUGUACAACCACGCACAAAUCUACCUGUGAUAUUUGAGGAGGACUAUUAUCCGAUUAUCUUCAUGGUGUUCUUUAGUACGACUAAUGGAUACGUGGGGACACUGGGCAUGAUGUAUGGACCAAGUCAAGUUUUGGCAGAAGACGCAGAAGCUGCCGGCUCAAUGAUGUCAUUUUUCCUGGCCCUUGGACUUUGUAUUGGGUCGCUGUUAUCAAUGGCUAUGAACAAACUAAUAUAGAACCGCAUCAUAAGUCGUAGUUCCACCUAUCAUAAAACCCCGUGUUUUUUCAAGACCCGUGUCUUCGCUGUGUGUCAAAAAACCCACGGCGCACUUACACCUAUCAGUUGUGAUAGAUAAUGGUUAAUAGCCUCGGCGACAGGUGCGCUGUAGGUAGGGAGCUCUCCUGUGUUUCUUUCCCGCUGGAGGGGGCGUAAUACCGAGGCAACUACACCGCGCCAUCUGUCGCCGGAUCUUAGAACUUGCAAUUGCCGUGUCUAUUCAGAUUCCACCUAUCAAAAAACCUGUGUUGAACAUGGGUCUAAAUUAGCCCCCGAUUAGCCCCAUCGAGCUCGAUAACGGGGAUUUGACACACGGGUCUAUUUAGAUACGACAAUUCAUAGGUGUAAGCGCAAAAGACACGGGGAUUUGAUAGGUGGAAGUACGACUAUUAUUAGACUGUAGCCUGUCAAAGACACUAUCAAAUACAAUGUACAUGUAUAUUAGCUGUGUAUUCACGGCGCUAAUUAGUGUAUAAUCUGUGAUUAUUUGUUUAUGGCAAUUCCGGGUAGUGGCGCAGUUGGUUGCAUUUGGUCUCUCAUGGGAGCCAAAAUGAAAGCAAAAAUGAGAGCUUCGCUUGAGCUAUUCUAGAACACCUCAAACUUGAUAAUCUUAGGCGUAAUCUAUCAAGAAUCGGCUUUUGACAAGAGGUCGGUAUCAAAUCCAUUCUAAAAUGAAAUGGCCAGGGCCAUUGUGCUCACCUCAUGUGGAGGAAAGAUGGAUAAAGAGCAUGGUAUUGUGUCAUGUAGUGUUAGGUUUGAUAUAGGUCCAAGCAAUUACAAUUUCCCCAAAAUGGCCAAUUUACAGUACAUUCGACCUCUGUGACCUUGAAAAGUUGGUCAAAUCAAAGAAGACCCGGGUGAUACAUUGAAUGGUUGUUAGAAUUAGAUGUACCUAUGAUAUAAAAUUGGUGCCAAUCGGGUACUAGGAAUAAUGGCAUUUUGAUGAAUUUAGGAUUUGGCCCCCUCCCUGGAGGCCAAACGGCAAAUCAGAUCGCACCAAACUUCGGUACCUGAGAUCACCUGACCAAAGGGUACAUGUGUACUUAAUUUGUGAUCAAUAGUCAUUGCAGUUAAGAAACGUGCCAUAGUUACGUCCUGACGGCGAAUUUACGUCAUUUGACCUCUGUGACCUUGACAAGAAGGUCAAAUUAAAAACCUGUGUGACAUAUACUGUAUGGUGGUUAGAUGUACCCAUGAUAUCAAAUUGGUGGCAAUCGGGCAAGAAGUUAAGGAAUUAUCACAUUUUUAAGGUUUUUGGAUUUUGCCCCCUGGUGGUCAAGUGGUGAAUCAUAUUGGACCAAACUUCGGUCCCUGA